Messenger RNA from Pseudomyrmex gracilis, 4435 nucleotides. Its product is annotated as probable phospholipid-transporting ATPase IIB. Gene Ontology annotation, cellular component: plasma membrane; trans-Golgi network; endosome. Lineage: Eukaryota; Metazoa; Arthropoda; Insecta; Hymenoptera; Formicidae. The transcript is spliced from 12 exons. Gene Ontology annotation, molecular function: magnesium ion binding; ATP binding; ATPase-coupled intramembrane lipid carrier activity. Gene Ontology annotation, biological process: endocytosis; retrograde vesicle-mediated transport, Golgi to endoplasmic reticulum; phospholipid translocation. The record is from RefSeq and is a predicted model, not a curated record. Bases 450 to 3626 code for a protein of 1058 amino acids.
UGAACGUGACACUUGAUUUAGUUUGCGUUUGAAAGUUCCCGAGUUACCACCAAAAACAAAAGGGACGAAUUUAAUUUAGUAGUUUACUUACUUGUGUACAGAGGUUUCUCAGUGCGUUUAUCUUAAUUAUUCACACGUGAUACUUUUAACAAUCGUUUUUCGCUGAGUGAUAUUGUCAUUUAUUCGAAGCAAAAUUGUUCGAAAGAGAAUAAUUUCUAUUUAUUUUUGAUCGAAGUAAAUAGCGCGCGAUAAAUUCACGUAGAUCACCGACGAUGUAACAUACAUAAGAUCGUUAACAAAAACAAUACAGCGAGUUGAAGCGAAAAAAAAAUUUCAACAGAAUUUGCAAUAGUGCGAAGCAAACGUGCGAUAAAGUCGGGAAGUCGUAAAGAUUAGCACGGUGUGCGGUUCGUAAUUCCUGAAGUGGGAUUACUUUGUGGUGUGUGUGCAUGAUGUGGCAGGAAAUUUGCAUAAGGAAAACACGAUGUUGUACUUGGAUGUGGAGGAGAUGCUGCAGAGAACGGGAAUUAAGAGCUAGGGUUAUCCACAUUGGACAACCUAUGCACGAAAAGUUUCCCACUAAUGUUAUAAGAAAUCAAAAAUACAAUUUUGUUACGUUCUUGCCUCUGGUCCUCUUUCAGCAGUUCAAAUUCUUCUUGAAUUUAUACUUUCUGCUUAUGGCUAUAUCUCAAUUUAUACCAGACAUAAGGAUAGGGUAUUUGUACACAUACUGGGGACCAUUGUGCUUUGUUUUAACAGUAACAAUCUUUCGCGAAGCCAUUGAUGAUUUUAGAAGAUACAAAAGAGACAAAGAGGUCAAUGCACAAAAGUAUUAUAGAUUAGUCAAGGGUUUUGAUACGCCAGAGUUAGUACCAAGUUCCAAAUUACGAGUGGGCGACUUGGUAAUAGUGGAAAAGGGUCAAAGAGUACCAGCUGAUCUGGUUUUAUUACGCACAACUGAAAAAUCUGGCGCGUGUUUUGUGCGAACGGAUCAGUUAGACGGAGAAACAGAUUGGAAAUUGAGAUUAGCGGUGCCUGCGACGCAAAAAUUGGAAAGUAAUUCUCAGUUGUUUGAUAUCAAAGCCAGUAUAUAUGUUGAAAAACCACAAAAAGAUAUACACAGUUUUAUCGGCACCUUUUCGAGAUAUGAUGGAUACAGCAGUGAAGAAAGCUUGGGCGUGGACAACACAUUGUGGGCUAAUACAGCUGUGGCAUCAGGCUCUGCUCUCGGUGUUGUUGUUUAUACCGGUCAAGAAACACGCUCUCUCAUGAAUCAUUCGGAUAUCAGAUCAAAAGUUGGUUUGCUUGAUCAAGAGAUCAAUCAGUUGACAAAGGUAUUAUUUUGUGCGGUAAUAGGACUCGCGCUUGUAAUGAUGUGUUUGAAGGGAUUCAACGGUCCGUGGUAUCGUUACAUGUUCCGUUUUGUCUUACUAUUUUCCUACAUCAUACCAAUCAGUUUGAGAGUAAAUCUAGACAUGGGCAAAGCGUUUUACGCGUGGUGCAUACAAAGAGACAAAGAUAUCGCCGGUACGGUUGUUAGAACCACCACUAUUCCGGAAGAACUCGGACGUAUAUCGUAUCUAUUGAGCGACAAAACGGGAACGUUGACGCAGAAUAAAAUGGUGUUCAAGAAAUUACACUUGGGCACUAUAUCUUACGGCCAGGAAACGUUCGACGAAGUGACAUCGGUGUUGAAAACUUAUUACCCGAUCGAUACGGAGAACUCGCCGGUGAAAUUGGCGCCGUCCGCGCACAGCGGAAAAGUGCGACGUUCCGAAAACACCCGAAUCUACGACGCGGUACACGCUUUAGCGCUGUGCCACAACGUGACACCGGUUUACGACGAGGUCAGCAAAUCGAAUUUGGAUUCAGUGAGCGUGCAAACAGUGGAAACCGGAGACACAGGUUCCAUCCAGAGUCAAACAGAGGCAGAUCAACAUUACUAUCUACCAGAACAGAAGCGCAAUUAUCAAGCUUCGAGCCCGGACGAAGUGGCUCUGGUAAAGUGGACGGAAGAAAUGGGACUGGCUUUAAUCAAACGAGAUCUAACUUCGAUGCAGUUGAAGACUCUGAAUGGUCAAAUAUUGAAUUACACUAUACUGCAGAUAUUUCCUUUUACGUCGGAGACCAAACGAAUGGGAAUAAUCGUGAGAGAAGAAUCCAGUUCCGAAAUCGUAUUCUAUUUAAAAGGCGCUGACGUCGUGAUGUCUGGUAUUGUGCAGUAUAACGAUUGGUUGGAUGAGGUGUGCGAGAACAUGGCGCGCGAAGGUCUCAGAACACUGGUUGUAGCCAAGAAGAAUCUGACUGAGGAUCAAUACCUCGAUUUCGAGGCAAGAUACAAUGCGGCGAGGAUGAGCGUCAGUGAUCGCGUGUCGCGAGUCGCCGCGGUGGUGGAAAGUCUUGAGAGAGAAAUGGAGCUGCUGUGCGUGACCGGUGUCGAGGACAGAUUACAGGACAGAGUGAGACCCACGCUGGAACUCCUGAGAAAUGCCGGAAUCAAGAUAUGGAUGUUGACUGGCGACAAGUUGGAGACCGCGACGUGCAUUGCGAAAUCCUCGCGUCUGGUUUCACGCACACAGGGACUGCACGUUUUCAAGUCUGUUGUGACGCGCACCGAUGCUCACUUGGAACUGAAUACGUUUCGCAAAAAGCAAGAUUGUGCCUUAGUUAUCAGCGGCGAUUCUCUGGAGGUAUGCUUGCAGUAUUACGAGCAGGAAUUUCUGGAACUUGCUUGCGGCUCGCCCGCUGUCGUUUGCUGCCGAUGCUCUCCCACGCAAAAAGCAGAGGUUGUUAGUCUAAUACAAAGACACACCGGCAAGAGAACGGCAGCCGUCGGCGAUGGCGGUAAUGACGUUUCUAUGAUACAAGCUGCGGAUGCUGGAAUUGGUCUCGAGGGUCUUGAGGGCAGACAAGCAUCGCUAGCUGCAGAUUUCUCCAUCUCUCAGUUUAGUCAUCUUGCUAAUUUAUUGUUGGUUCACGGCAGAAGAAGUUACAAACGUUCGGCCGCUUUAAGUCAAUUUGUCAUACACCGCGGUCUGAUAAUCUCAACUAUGCAGGCUGUAUUUUCCGCGGUCUUUUAUCUGUCCUCGGUCGCGUUAUACCAAGGUUUUCUUAUGGUAGGAUACGCUACGAUAUACACUAUGUUCCCUGUCUUUUCAUUGGUAUUGGAUAAGGAUGUGUCUGGGAAAAUAGCGCUUACCUAUCCAGAACUUUAUAAAGAGCUUAGUAAAGGCCGUUCACUGUCUUACAAAACAUUUUUUAUGUGGGUUUUGAUAAGUAUAUACCAAGGUGGUGUAAUUAUGUAUGGCGCGCUUAUAAUGUUUGAGGACGAAUUCAUUCAUAUAGUGGCCAUCAGUUUUUCGGCGCUAGUUUUAACGGAGUUGAUAAUGGUCGCUUUGACAAUUAGAACCUGGCAUCAUAUAAUGAUGCUCGCCGAAAUCUUCUCUCUUGCGCUUUAUCUAUUAUCGUUGGUCGUCCUCAAGGAUUAUUUUGAUGCCGAAUUUAUUAAAACGACGGACUUCUUGUGGAAAGUAUUGGUGAUAACGUUAGUCUCGUGCAUGCCGUUAUACAUAUUGAAAUUCUUGAGGAAGAAAUUUUCGCCUCCUAGUUAUACCAAAUUAUCUUAAAAGUUUAAAAGUGCAAACUUUAAUCCAUCUACGUAAAAGAAAAUAAGAGAGAAUAAGAUUCGUCAAUGGAUUGUAUUACAAUAACAUAGGAAAAAAUAAUAUUUGCAAAUUUCUUUUGUUCUAAUCCAAUCCGUUAUACAUAAUAUCGCUUAAUUAAUUGUUUAACAAGAUAAACAAAAUAAUAUGCACCAUUUUAUAUAUAUCUCUCAUCCAGCUAUUUUUGUAACGACCACCGCGAAUCAUUUCUGUGACCUUAGUCUCACACAAAUGAGAACUGACGUGACAGAAAAAAAAAAAUUCAAUUUUCAACCUCUCGUACAUUAUACCGCACAGAUGUACAUUUCUGAAGAAACAUGGAUUGAAGUUGAGCAGAACCUAACAACGUUACGCGUAAUUCUUCCCGCGACUUUGUUACGCGUUCGGGCUUUAUAUUGCAUAUUACAUAUUACAUGACUUUUUUUAUAUCUGAUUUUCUUAUAAUUCAUUUAUAUAUUUAUUUAUGUGAUCGCGAUGCCAAAUUUGCAUCUUCCAUUUGGAAAGGCGCGUUUAUAUUCACGUCAAUUCACGUAUAUAUUAUAUACAUGCGGCAUUUAUGUCAUUUAUAUCUGAUCUUCGUAUGUCAAUAUCGUUUUACUAUGUAAUUCGUUAAAUGCGUUUCACUUCACAUUUGUGCACUUAAUAUUGAAUCUUCGAGUAAUUCGCACAUCAAUCGAUACAAUUUUCAUAUAAGGAAAGAUAAAUACCACAUGCGUAUACAUAUACAUACACGCGCGUAUACAUUUUACUAAAAUAAAAAAAAAAAAAAAAAA